Drosophila albomicans is the source of this 1495-nucleotide messenger RNA. RefSeq names its product protein dimmed (gene dimm). The record is from RefSeq and is a predicted model, not a curated record. The transcript is spliced from 3 exons. NCBI's taxonomy places the organism in Eukaryota, Metazoa, Arthropoda, Insecta, Diptera, Drosophilidae. Bases 80 to 1360 code for a protein of 426 amino acids. Gene Ontology annotation, molecular function: protein dimerization activity.
CAAAUAUCUGUGCUGCGAUAAAUUAUAACCAUAUACCAACAGCAAUAUUGAAAUUCUAUCGAAUUACUCCUUUGGCAAUAUGGAUGCAACGCAACUCACAGAGCUCAUGGGGAGUCAUGAUUUCAUGCAGCUACAGCAACAGCUCCAGCACAACAACAACAACUACAACACGGAUGGUCACAAUGGACUAUCACCGGAAUCGGCUGAAAGAAGCUCUCGGCCAGUGCGACGUGCCACACGCCGCACCUCACAGCUAAGCAAUAACACCUACGACCUGGAAAUGACGGAUUCUAGUUCGCAGAGUGACGACACAAGCGGCGGCGGAGGCAGCAGCAAUGGCGGCGGCAGCAGCACAAACAACAAUAGCAACCAACAGGGCAACGUCCAUGGCAGUCAGCGACCGUCGAGUCGUGGUCGUCAGCAGAAUGGCGGUGGCGGUGGCGGUGGCUCGAGUUUAACGCCCAACAGCGCUAACAACUCCAAUGCGAAUCGACGACGCAAGGGCGCUCUGAAUGCGAAGGAGCGUAACUUGCGGCGUUUGGAGUCGAAUGAACGGGAACGCAUGCGGAUGCACAGUCUGAAUGAUGCGUUUCAAUCGCUGCGUGAGGUCAUUCCGCACGUGGAGAUGGAGCGACGUCUGUCGAAGAUUGAGACAUUGACGCUGGCCAAGAAUUACAUCAUCAAUCUGACGCACAUCAUACUCUCGAAGCGCAACGAGGAGGCAGCCGCCAUGGAGCUCAAUGGUGGCGCCGUCGGUGGCGUCUUACUCUCCGGCCUGACCAGCGACAGCAAUGGUGGCACAACCAACGGUGGCGCCACCACCAAUGGCCUCUGCUUCGAGGAUGCUCUGGCCAGUGGUGGUGCCUACGACUGUGCUUUGUUGGCUGCCACCGAUGGCAGCCUGUUGAGUACGGCAACAGUGUCGGCAACACAGCCUUCAAUGCAGAACUUGCAAGCGCCAGCCAUGCACAUGUUGCCACAGUCCCAGGUGGAGCAGCAACCACAGUCGCAGCAGCAACAUCUCACACAUCAUCAUCACCAGCAGCAACAGCAGCAGCAGCAAACGCAGUCUCAAUCGCAGGCGCAACCGCUUUCACAGCAGCAACUGUUGCAUUCACACGGACACCUGGGCGCCACAAUGUUGCUGCCCCAACAACAACAACAACAACAACAGCAGCAGCAAUCGCAACAGCAACCAACGCUGAUACUCAAUGGCGGCUCCACAGUCACAGUGGGCGGAGUGUCUGUAGGAGUGGGCGUGGGCGUAGGUGUUAACGUGGGCGUGGGCGUAGGUGUGGGGGGCGGUGUCUUUCCAGAUGUCAAUGAUAAUUUCGAUGAACCCUUUCGAGAGUUCCUCUAAGCGUUGGGCAACCCUGAUGGUCUGUGGUAAAUCGAUAUGUAGAAUUUAUAGCAUUUGUCGUGCGAUCUAUACUUCAAAUUGGGAAUAUACAUAAUAUUAAUUACUUUUAUUGAAAUACUUGUCGAAAGCAAAACU